GUGUGUGAGUGUGUAGCUGGGAGUGUGCAAGGGGAGGGGUUGAGUGUGCGACACUAUGAAUGAGCAGAGGGAUAAGUGGAGGUGCAUCGGGGGCAGUGAGUCUCCUCCUCUCCCAGCUCUGGGCUAUAGCAGAACAGUCUGAAUUACAUGAGACUCAGUGGCUGCUCCUCUCUCACAUCUGCACCAACAGUCCUGGGGCCCCGGGUACCUGCUGCUCAUCUGGGGCUGCCGAAAGCACAGAGACCCCCAAACUUUCUGGAUAUCACAGCUCUGCUCCUCCUCCUCCUCUUCCUCCCAACCAUUCACUGGACUCAUGGCUGGAUCCUUCACUUUCCUGACAUUCUUCUUAGCUCUGGCCUCUGGGAAUAGGAUCAGGGAAGUGCCCCCACCCUCCCACCAACAUUAUGGAGCAGACAGAUUGACUUGGGAACCCCAGUGCCAAUACCAGCUACGCCACCUGCAGGAUGGGGCCCGAAUUACAGCUCUGCUGCCACCCAAUAUUGAAGGACACUGGAUCUCUACGGGAUGUGAGGUGCGCCCAGGACCCGAGUUUCUCAUCAGAUCUUACACGUUUUACCCUGAGCGUUUGUUCAAAGCUCUGCAGUUCUAUUACCGGGACCCUCACUGUCGGGAACCCUCCUAUUCACUAGUGAUCAAGGGGAAAGUGCGGCUGCGUCAGGCUUCCUGGAUAACACGGGGGGCUAUGGAGGCCGAUUACCAGCUACACAAGGUGGGGGUUGUGUUUCACAGCCAAGAGAUGAUGAGCGCUGUACGAGCCCAGAUGAACAGGACCUGUGCUGGAUUUGUGUCGACGGGUCGUACCUGGGCGCCGGGCAGAGUGUAUGAGCUUCUGAGUGCCAAGUUGGGCCGGGACUGCACCUCUGCCAUUGGAUUUAAUAUGCAUGAACUGAGUCUGCUGAGGCUGGAGAAACAGUACAACGCUCAGCACAUGGGGGUGCUAGUGGAGAAGCUUUUCUUGGGGGACAUCCAUACUGAAAAGUCCGAGAGGAUCCAUUACCGGCCCACUGGCUACCAGCAGCCCCUGCAGAGUGCUCUGCACCACGUGCACCCUUGUCCAGCCUGCAUGGAAAUAUACAGGGCAGAUGAGCACCGGCCUCCCACCCUUCCACACACCCCUCAUCCUCCGGCACAUCUCAUUGGGAAGUGGGUGAGCGGCCAAUGUGAGGUGCGUCCGGCCGUGCUCUUCCUCACACGAUACUUGACGUUCCAUGGAGACAACCGCACAUGGGAAGGCUUUUACUACCACUACGCAGACCCUCUCUGCAAGCAGCCCACGUUCACCCUCUACGCUUCAGGCCACUACACCAAAGGGUUCCACUCGCAGCCCGUAAAAGGUGGGACGGAACUGGUCUUUCAAGUGAACCGGGCUCGGGUCACAUCGUUGAGUCAUGCCACAGUUCAGAUGCUCAAUGCAUCCAGGCCAGGGAGCUGUGGGGUGGUUGGAAAUUGGGUCGUAGGGGAGGAACAGGAUAUUACAGAGACGGGGGGCUGCGAGGCUCUGGGUAUCCACCUUCCUCAUACGGAAUACGAAUUAUUCAAAGUGGAACAGGACGGAAGCGGACGACAUCUGCUUUAUUUGGGCGAGCGGCCUACAGACGGGUCAAGUCCAGAUUCACCCAACAAGAGGCCAACAUCCUACCAGCCUCCUCUUAUCCAAUGUGCUGGGGAGUCCACCGUCUCUUCCAAGCACAGCCAUCUUGUAGACUUGACCCCAAGCCGGGCACCCAUUCUGAACCCCCACUCAGUCCUGUGCUCUGCUCUGUUAAUUGCAGCACAUAUUUUAAGAUAAAACUGAGCCGUUUGUUGAGGUGCAGCUCUAUGAUCCCAUCGGGGUCCGGACAUACCAAAUUGCAGAGAAAAGAUACAAGGCUUUGGUUUCUCAGUUGAGGAUUCUGUAAAUAACUUUCAAUCAAAUGUACGAGCAGGAACUAUUUAGGCCAAAAAUCAUUUUCGCCCUCGAGGGCGUCUGACGUUGCAGGCAGACCUCCUAGUAAAACGGUAUGAGCCAUUACUCUUAGGCCACAUGGGAGAAGUCGUCCUUGAUGUUUUACAAAGCCAUGUAUUCUACAUGGAACACUCCGUCUUACAGGUCGGACCAUACGUGUAUAUUCCGUGCUAUGGUGCCACCCUCCCAUUGGCUGGGGAGCUCUUCCUUGCACACCAGCAGCUGAUCCAUAGCAGAAUGACCCACCCCCCUCCCAGUCAUUUUUCCAGCGAACACUGGGAAUUAUAUAAAGUUUCUCCAUGUUUCAGUGUUGCAGGACAAGUAAGGUUACAGCACCAGAUAAAGGACCUGUAAUUUAUUUUAAUAUGUAAAACCUUUAUAUAUUGUUAUGCUACUGUCCUCUUACUGCCUCAGGGUUGGACCUGGGUAUCCCCCACUGGAUGACCAAUCCCAUCAGCACCCUUAUUUCUAUACUACAGAUAUCACUUUGCACAUUUUAAAUUAAAGGAAAACUGAGCUUAACUUAAAGGGGAAGUAAAGUCUAAAAUAGAAAAAGCUAGAAAUGCUGUAUUUUGUAUACUUAACAUAAACAUGAACUUACUGCACCAUAAGCCUAGUCAAACAACUGAUUUAUGCUUGGCCACAGGGGGUCACCAUUUUGUAACUUUGUUAAAUAUCUUUGCAAGACCAAGACUGUGCACAUGCUCAG
This is a messenger RNA of Xenopus laevis (African clawed frog), 2675 nucleotides long. It is a transcript of the gene apcdd1l.L, whose product is annotated as protein APCDD1-like. Lineage: Eukaryota; Metazoa; Chordata; Amphibia; Anura; Pipidae. The record is from RefSeq and is a predicted model, not a curated record. Bases 314 to 1810 code for a protein of 498 amino acids. The transcript has 4 exons.